Lachancea meyersii CBS 8951 is the source of this 1635-nucleotide messenger RNA. The record is from the annotation of a GenBank genome assembly. NCBI's taxonomy places the organism in Eukaryota, Fungi, Ascomycota, Saccharomycetes, Saccharomycetales, Saccharomycetaceae.
AUGGAGAAACAAAGUCUUGUCACCAAGCCUUUGAAGACUUCAAGACGAACGUCACGAAAAGUUGCCCAUUUUUUGCUGGCAUUUGUACUCCUUACUUGUGUGCUGCUAUCGUUUGACACAUUCCAAGAGUCUUGGAACCAAUCCUGGUGGAGGAAAUCGUCCAAGAAGAAUGUCAUUUUCUUCGUCACCGAUGGAAUGGGCCCUGCAUCUUUGUCUUUAACCAGAUCUUUUAGACAAUUUUCACAAAAUUUGAGCAGAGACGAUAUUCUUGUGCUGGACCAGCAUCUGAUUGGUUCCUCAAGAACCAUGUCAUCGAGUUCUCUUAUCACAGAUUCUGCAGCCGGUGCUACUGCCUUUUCAUGUGCACUAAAAAGCUAUAAUGGCGCCAUAGGUGUUGAUCCCGAAAAACAGCCUUGUGGCACACUUUUGGAGGCAGCUAAGCUCAGAGGGUAUCAUACUGGUCUUGUUGUCACGACCAGGAUUACUGAUGCCACGCCUGCUGCAUUCAGCUCGCACGUCGAUUACAGAUUUCAAGAAGAUCUUAUUGCUCAACAUCAAUUGGGAGACUACCCAUUAGGUCGCAUGGUCGACUUAAUGAUUGGUGGUGGUAGAACUCACUUCUAUGCAUCAGAAGAUGCAGUUUAUGGGACCCGUGGAAGUCGUGCUGAUGGGCGUAACCUCAUCAAGGAGGCCAUAGACGACGGCUGGAGUUAUGUGGGUAACCGCCAAGAAUUCGAUGCUCUUGAAAAUGGAUACAACGUUAGCUUACCAUUGCUGGCGCUCAUGGCAGAUUAUGAUAUUCCUUUCGAUGUGGACCGUGACGAGACGGAGUAUCCUUCGCUGGAGGAACAGGCCAUGACCGCCGUAAAUGCUCUCACUCAGGCCACGAAAGAUUCCGAUCAAGGCUUUUUCCUACUUAUUGAAGGGUCCAGGAUAGACCAUGCUGGUCACCAAAACGAUCCGGCUGCUCAAGUCCGGGAGGUUCUGGCUUUUGAUAAAGCGUUUGAAGCGGUUUUGAAAUAUGCUAGUGAGAGUGAAGUUGAAACGGUUUUAAUCUCCACUUCUGAUCAUGAAACUGGGGGUCUGGUCACCGCCAAGCAAGUAUCCAAAGCUUACCCCGAGUACGUUUGGUACCCCCAGGUUUUGAGUGCCACUCACCAUUCCGGUGAAUACUUAAGCAAACUGCUUCUGCGUUUCAGUGGUGAAGACAAAGUUGAUUUUGUUGAGAAAACGAUUUUUGAGAAGCUUAUGGGGAUCUUUGACUAUACUAAAGAAGAUACGGACGAGCUACUUAAUCUCACAUCUAUUGGUGAACUGAAUGAUAAAUUAAACGGAAUGAUAUCAACACGCGCACAAAUUGGAUGGACAACGCAUGGACACAGCGCGGUGGACGUCAACAUUUAUGCAUAUGCAAACCGUCAAAAAACUUGGUAUAGGUUGUUAGACAAUUUGCAAGGCAACCGUGAAAAUACUGAUGUGGGUCAAUUCAUGGCUGACUAUCUGGAAUUGGACCUGCAAAAGGUGACCCAAAUGAUCAAAAAAACGAAGCACUCGCCCAAUAUCAACACUGCCAGUUUGUAUCACGUUGACAUUGACGAUUAUCACAACGGCAUGUAUGACGAGCAGGCGCUAUGA